Molecule: messenger RNA, 261 nt
Organism: Soboliphyme baturini
Lineage: Eukaryota; Metazoa; Nematoda; Enoplea; Dioctophymatida; Soboliphymatidae
Source: the annotation of a GenBank genome assembly
AUGAAGAGAGCUAAGAGCCUCCGUCGAUCGAUAUCCCUUAGAGUGUAUGAAGAAGUUUCCAUGGCUGGGAAAACGGUGGCGAUUACCAAUGCCAACUGCGGUUUAGGGUUUCAGGUUGCUCGAAUGAUGGCGCUGCGAGACUCGCGUCUCAUUCUGAUCAGUUCUACGAAAGAAAGCGCUUUGAAGACGAAGGAGCGAAUAUUAAAAGAUAAAGCCUUUCCGGUUCAGGAAAUCGAAAGAGCGAUUAUCAUCGCGUCUUAA